GAGCAGUUUAAGUAGAGAGAGAACAUUUCUUUUCAUUCGUCUCUCUGUUUGUAUCAUUCAAGCUUUCUCUCUCUACUUUCUCUCUCUUACCUCUUUCAUAUGCACUUUCAUCUUCUUCAAUUCUUCAAAUAUUUACAAUCUUACAAUUUUGUUGAUAAUUCCUGAAGAAAAUGCAAUGAAAAACAGAGUAUUGAUGAAUUAUGAGUGUAGUUUUUCUCUGUAGUUGACGAUCUUGAAUGAGCUUUAUUUUGUUUCUGGAUUUUGGUGCUGGAUUUUUAAAGGUUUGUGGUUUUGUUUCAAUGGCGGGAUUCGGAAAUUAAUCAUUUAAAUUCGGAAAUUUGUGGUAAAAUUGAUUAAAAUGUGUGAAGUUUCAUGAUAGAAAUUUCAUCCAGGUUGAAAAUUUUGAUAUAGAAUUGGACUAUUGAACAAUUGAAUGAAUUAAAACUUGUUGUUGAUCAAAUUUUGGCUAACAAAUUUAUCGCAUUUCUGGUAAAAAAUAGACUAUUUUUGUUUAAAUUUCUUCUGUUUUACAGCUACUUUUCUGGAAAUCGAUAGAUUUCUUCAGUUCUGCGGUUGAAUUCAAAGAGAAAAACAGCGAUUUGAAAGCUCAAUAGUACAGAAGAAUCAAUAACAAAGAAGAGAGAGAAACUGCAAUUACUGUGCAUUGAAGAAUCUUCUACAUUUUCCUCCUAUUUUUAGAAUCCAAACAUUGAAGCUGAGAUUUAAUUUUCCAUUUCCAAAAAAUCGCAAGUUUAAUCUUCAGGUGUAGUAGAUGGAAAAGGAAGUGGUAAAGAAUCAUCAUCACCAGCUGCAACAACAGCAUCAUCAUCAUCCCCACAACAAUAAUACUACUACCUCAACUAGUAGUCUUAGGGAGAAGCACAUAAUUGGGGAGGGAUUCAUUAGGCCUCCCCAAUCGGCGGAUUUCGUGUUGCGGUGGGGUAGCCGGAAGCGUCUCCGGUGUAUGAAGAUCCAGGUUAAAAAUGACUCCGCCCCGGUCACCACCCGGACAACUGUCCGGGUGGACCGGCGGGUAGUUAGAUCCGAUAAUAAUAAUAAAGAUAAUAAUAAUACAAUUGGUAGUGGUAAUCAUCCUGCAAAUGGGCAUUUUAAUCUCCGGCAACGGCCUGCAUCUCCAGCUCGGCCUCCUUCGCGAAUUCUCAGGAAUUCAGAAGUUGGAUCAGCAAUGAAGGGGCAGCAUAGUAAUGGAGGAGGAGGGAUGAGAGGUUUGGGUUCACCGGAGAGAGAAAAGAAAGGUGGGUCCCACCAUCAUCAUCAGCAGCAGGAAAAUUUGGUGAUGAAUGGUGGAGGUAAAACGGCGUCGUCUGAGACCAAAGGUGGUGGGUCGUCUUCGGGCGGUGGAAGCGACGUCGUUUGGCCACCUAAAUUUAUGAUCGCUCUUACUAAUAAAGAAAAAGAAGAGGAUUUUAUGGCAAUCAAAGGUUCUAAGUUACCUCAAAGACCCAAAAAGCGUGCUAAGUUUGUUCAACGUACCCUCAAUUUAGUGAGCCCUGGAGGUUGGUUGUGCGAUCUAACUUUGGAGCGCUAUGAGGUGCGAGAGAAAAAGAUUACAAAGAAGAGGCCGAGAGGAUUGAAGGCAAUGGGUAACUACAUGGAGUCGGACUCUGAUUAAUAGUUGUGGUAGGGUUGUUCUUUCAUACUAAGUAUAAGUUAUGGUAGCGUCAUCAUAUUGAUGGAAAAGGAAGGAAAUUUAUGUAAAUUAUCACUUUUUCAUCCCAUGAAAGCAAUGACGAAGAAAAUAGAUUUUUGUUUUCUGAUA
This is a messenger RNA of Chenopodium quinoa (quinoa), 1780 nucleotides long. RefSeq lists its product as uncharacterized. NCBI's taxonomy places the organism in Eukaryota, Viridiplantae, Streptophyta, Magnoliopsida, Caryophyllales, Amaranthaceae. The record is from RefSeq and is a predicted model, not a curated record. The transcript is spliced from 7 exons. The coding region runs from base 773 to 1633 and encodes 286 amino acids.